Plasmodium malariae is the source of this 1452-nucleotide messenger RNA. RefSeq names its product protein disulfide isomerase, putative (gene PDI8). The record is from RefSeq and is a predicted model, not a curated record. Lineage: Eukaryota; Apicomplexa; Aconoidasida; Haemosporida; Plasmodiidae. Gene Ontology annotation, cellular component: endoplasmic reticulum. Gene Ontology annotation, biological process: protein folding; response to endoplasmic reticulum stress. The transcript is spliced from 2 exons. The coding region runs from base 1 to 1452 and encodes 483 amino acids. Gene Ontology annotation, molecular function: protein disulfide isomerase activity.
AUGAAUAAUGCAAAGUAUAUUUCCUUUUUUUUAUUUUUAAUUUUCGUUGUUUUGCAAAAACGUGCCUAUUCUCAUGAUGAUCUUUUUAAUGAGAACGUGAAAAUUUUACAUACUGGCGAACUAAGCAAGUUUAUAACAGAUAAUGACAUUGUUUUGGUCAUGUUCUACGCACCAUGGUGUGGACAUUGUAAAAGGCUAAUUCCAGAAUACAACGAGGCAGCAAAUAUAUUGUUAGAAAAGAAAAGCGAAAUAAAAUUAGCGAGCGUAGAUGCAACGACAGAGAGUGGACUAGCCCAAGAAUAUGGAAUAACUGGUUAUCCCACUUUGAUUCUAUUCAAUAAGAAAGUUAGAGUAAAUUAUGGAGGAGGUAGAACAGCGCAAUCAAUCGUAGAUUGGUUAUUACAAAUGACAGGUCCAGUGUUUACAGAAAUAACAGGAAAUAUAGAAGACGAGUUAAAGGAAAAAAAACCCUCUGUUGCCUUUUACUAUGAAUAUAAAUCGAAAGAUGAUGAACUAUAUAAAAAAUUUAAUGAGGUAGGUGACAAAAAUCGUGAAAUUGCUAAAUUUUUUGUUAAGAAAAAUGAUAAACAUAAUAAAAUUUAUUGUUACAGGAAAGAUGAAAAAAAAGUAGAAUAUGAUGAAAACACCGAUUUAUCUGAGUUUGUUUCAACAGAAUCCUUUCCAUUAUUUGGUGAGAUAAAUACUGAAAAUUAUCGAUUUUAUGCAGAGAGUCCGAAAGAAUUAGUAUGGGUUUGUGCUACGAUUGAACAGUAUAAUGAGAUAAAAGAAGAAGUACGUUUAGCUGCAGCAGAAUUAAGAAAUAAAACACAUUUUGUUUUAUUAAAUAUUCCUGAAUAUGCAGAUCAUGCUAAGGCAUCAUUAGGCUUAAGUGAAUUUCCCGGUUUAGCAUAUCAAUCGAGUGAAGGAAGAUAUAUAUUAACAAACCCUAAGGAAUCUUUACGUAAUCAUAAAGCAAUUAUAGCCUUUUUUAAAGAUGUAGAAGCAGGGAAAAUUGAAAAAUCUCUUAAAUCAGAGCCCAUACCAGAAGAUGAUAAAAAUGCACCCGUUAAAGUAGUUGUAGGGAAUUCAUUUGUAGAUGUAGUUUUAAAAAGUGGAAAAGACGUACUAAUUGAAAUAUAUGCACCUUGGUGUGGACAUUGCAAAAAAUUAGAGCCUGUUUAUGAAGAUCUUGGUAGAAAGUUAAAGAAAUAUGAUUCCAUAAUUAUUGCAAAAAUGGAUGGUACUCUAAACGAAACACCAAUUAAAGAUUUCGAAUGGUCAGGUUUCCCAACCAUCUAUUUUGUAAAAGCAGGAACUAAAGUUCCUUUGCCUUAUGAGGGUGAAAGGUCCCUAAAAGGAUUCGUAGACUUUUUAAAUAAACAUGCUACCAACACACCUAUUUCUGUUGAAGGGGUUCCUGAAUUUGAAGAUGGAACUACAGAAGAAUUGUAA